UGCGCAGUGGUUAUUGCGCAGGUCCGUAACACCCCCUAGUGAGCUCUCAUUGGUUCUGCCAGACUCUGCUUGUUAAUUGGUAGUAAUUUUUGGAAAUUAAACAAGUGGCGAGGGUCGGGCCGGCCUGGGCCACCUUCGGCAACCCCGCGUCGGCCAUUUUGUACGGCGAGGAAGGCAGGUGAUGGCGGUGGCAGCAGCGGUGUAGGCCUGUGCUCAGCCCACGCCCUUAGCCGCCUCAGCCGCCCACGGCCCACCACGAGGCGCCCACACACGCCUCAGCCCACUUACACUCCCUGGAUUUAUGAACUUCGUACUUGUUCAACUUAAUGUUCAUUAAACAAAAACAAGUAUAUUUGUAAAUAUCUACAAUAUUGUGAAGAGAGAGAAAAGUUACAUAUGUUACAGUCAGAAAAAAAUAACGGUUUUCCUAAGUACGGAAACUACUUGUGUAACGUUGCUUGUUGAAAGCACUCAGUUGCAGAGGGUGACUAAGUGAGGGACUGGGAGAAGGCAGGGGGCGACGGGGGACGGUGGAGGAGGAGGGGGGGAGGUGUCAUAGUCAAGCAAUCGCUCUCGUACGAAUUGCAAUAUCAUUGCAGACUUCAGCGUUGCAAGAGCCAGGGAUAAGCCAAAGUCCCUGAGUUCGUUCGUUGUAUGUGUGAUUUUAUUUAUUUUUUUCUGUCUUUAAAAAAAAAAAAAUGUUGUUUUGAAAUCGGAGUCUCGUUACUAUUGAGUCUGAAAUGAUCUGUCUUUAAAAGAAAAAGUUAGUUGAAAAUAACUUGACAGGAAUCGUGAGUCGAAGUCCCAAGUUUCUCUCUCUCUCUCUCCCUCUCUCUCUCUCUCUCUCUCUCUCUCUCUCUCUCUCUCUCUCUCUCUCUCUCUCUCUCUCUCUCUCUCUCUCUCUCUCUCUCUCUCUCAAUCGUCGUGUUGUACCUUCCCCGCCUCGGUAACGUAAGAAAGAGCGAAAGUAAGAGAGAGAAGGAAAAGUGCACGGAGUCCACAGUAAACAGCGGGACAGAAGAUUACGAUGAGAGAAAGGGUGACCGCGUAAGAAAAGAGGGAAGAACGAAGAAGAAAAACAGUUCAUGAACGAGGGCCAUAUUCCAAGAGUUCGUGUGUCUAUCCCUCUCGGUGUGUCUUGUCUUCUCCUUUCUCUGUGUCUGUCACUUUCUCUGUCUCCCUCUGCCUCUCUUUCUCUUUCUUCGUCGCCUUCCGCACGGCACGAGAGCACCCAGCCUGAGGACCGCGAAGGGACGCUCUCCGCCCGCGCCUCCUCCCGCCGCUGCCCGACGGCGCUCCGGCAGCGCGAUUGCCGUCGUCGGCGCUGGCGGAGCGGGAGAGCGAGAGGGAGAGAGGGAGAGCGAGAGAGUGAGAGGCGAGCGGGAGAUUGUGGCCUCAGUCUCCCGCAAAGUCCCGCGGAGUCUCGACGGAUGUGAGGAGAGGCGGCGUGCGCUGCGCAGGUGUCGGGAGCGGCGGCGGCGGCGGCGGCGGGGAGGAUAGACAACGCUCCGCCACCGGGCCCCCGCGAUACACUGUGAAAUUCGCCCUCCUUGGGAUCGAGCCGUCGGCCGCGCCGGGUCCUCGCCGAUGGCUGCGGCUGCGACUCGGCUCAGGGGCUGCGGGCUUCCUCCGCCGUCGCCCCCGCCGUCUGCUACUGCUGCUGCCGUGGCUACUCCUGCUGCUGUGGCUUCUCCUGCUAUUGCUGCUGGACUCCUCCUCCGGACGCGGCCAUGGCGACGCAACACUCGAAGGCAGUCAGACACAGACGCCGCCAGUUCUCGCUGGUGCUUCGAGUGCGUGCAACAUUUGCAACAUAGCCACCAGGAACUUCGUCCCCCACACUCUCUCUCGCCGCCUCGCUCCCUGGCUUCGGAACUCUGCGUUUUCCCGUCUCCGCCAGUUCCGCCCUGCCGCUGCACUGCCUCCGGUUCGGAAAACAUUCGCAAGAGCAAUUGUGACGUUUCGACUUUUGAAAGAUGAAAAUGUGGAAAAGGAAACGGAAUGAGAGAAGGAGAGAGAGAAGAGAAGAGAGGUGGAAAAAUGGAAAGAAAAUUCGAAAUGGAGGCACGUUGUUUCAAAAGGAACCUCGACAGUGCCCGGGGCGAGGUGUGAAGGCGGCGCCCUCCCCUUGUCUCACUCUACACCCUCACCACGAC
This is a messenger RNA of Penaeus chinensis, 2156 nucleotides long. RefSeq lists its product as uncharacterized. The coding region runs from base 1588 to 1980 and encodes 130 amino acids. The record is from RefSeq and is a predicted model, not a curated record. The transcript has 3 exons. Lineage: Eukaryota; Metazoa; Arthropoda; Malacostraca; Decapoda; Penaeidae.